Harmonia axyridis is the source of this 2293-nucleotide messenger RNA. RefSeq names its product major facilitator superfamily domain-containing protein 12-like. Gene Ontology annotation, biological process: carbohydrate transport. The record is from RefSeq and is a predicted model, not a curated record. Bases 748 to 2175 code for a protein of 475 amino acids. Gene Ontology annotation, cellular component: membrane. The transcript has 12 exons. Lineage: Eukaryota; Metazoa; Arthropoda; Insecta; Coleoptera; Coccinellidae. Gene Ontology annotation, molecular function: symporter activity.
UCUAUGGUGUUAUUUGAAGAAUUUAUCUGAAAAACUUUCAAUAUGUUUGGAUUUCCCAGUUUCAGAAAUUUCACUCAUAAAAAUGUAAUGAGAUAAUUUCAGUAAAUCUUAUAUCCUUUAAUAUUUCCUGUAAAUUCUGCUAUUGUUCCUGGUUCAACAGUCAAAUCUGUCUUAAUAAACAAUGGCAAUUUUUCGAAUGAUUAGCAAGUACAAUUAACUAUGACUAUUCAUCAUAUACUAAUGAUAAACUGAUAAACAUUUUGUUGACUAUCUUAAUGCCGUACAACAAAUUCAAAUUCCUGUUUAUUUUUCAAUUUGAAGAUCCUAGGUCAUUGCGUCAAUAAACCAGUAUCCAUUCCAAGGAAUCAUUUGAGGUUAAAAGUGUCAAAUUUCAAGUAAAAUAUAGAAUUACCUACAUUUUUAGUGCUUCAUGUAGACCUAGAAUUUCAGAACAAUAUUCUGUAUUAUCUGUCAAAGAAGUUAUAAGAUAUUCCAUUUGUUAAUCAAUUUACAUGAGUAAAAGACCUUUAACCUAAAUUAAUAUAUAGUUGAACUAUCAUCCAAAUGCUAGCAGAUUUAGGAACAACUUUAUAUUGAUAUACUCAGUAAGAUCAACAUUAAAUAUGGAAUUCAUAAAUAAAGGUUUACCCUUAGUCAAUAAUCCAAUGAUUUGGUGAUGAAGUGAUUUGAUAUGGUCCUAAUGCCCAUGUACAACUGACUUAGAUAUAUGAACAUAAAUCAAACAAUAUGGAAUCAAGUCAACAUCUUAUUAGCAAUGAUUAUACAGAAGUCUACCAAAGUUUACCAAUCAGAUUACAACUGGCUUAUGGAAUGGGACAUGUUUUGAAUGAUAUAUGUGCAUCUUUAUGGUUUACUUACUUACUAGUUUUUUUUCAACUGGUUUUGCAAUUCAGUAAUUGGGAAGCUGGAUUUCUACUCCUUGUAGGGCAGAUAGCUGAUGCAUUGGCAACUCCUUUUGUAGGAUUCCAUUCAGAUAGAAACAGAGGUGUCUGUUGUAACUAUACCAAACGUAAAAGUUGGCACUUAUUUGGAACAACUUGUGUUCUGUGUGCGUUUCCAUCCAUAUUUUCCCCAUGUUUUCUAUGCGACAAUACACAGAAAUGGGUACAACUGUUGUACUACUCCAUAUUCAUUGUGAUUUUUCAAUUCGGCUGGGCAGCAGUGCAAAUUUCUCACUUGUCACUCAUACCAGAACUCACCCCCAAUGAGCAUGACCGAACACGUCUGACUGCUGUGAGAUACAGCUUUACAGUUAUAUCCAGCAUUUUCGUUUAUGUCAAUGCUUGGUUCUUUUUGCAUCUAAAUGGUGAUGAUACCAAAUUGGGACCAUCGUAUGCUCCAAAAUUUCAACAAAUCGUAUGGAGUGGAAUUUUUCUUGGAUUAUGUUGCUCUGCAUUGUUCCAUAUAUUCAUCAAAGAAGGAGAAGGAUUGGGUAGCAGAGAUAUAAGAGGUGGUCAGCCUAGGCAUAGUGUAUCAGAUAUACUCAAAAACGUUAAAAUAUAUAAAGUUGCUGUGAUUUAUAUGUCUACAAGGUUGUUUGUUAACCUAAGUCAAGUGUUCAUACCCCUGUAUCUUCAUGAAACUUUGGAUAAGACAGCCAGUACAUUGGCAUUGAUUCCUUUAACCAUUUUUAUAGGUAGUUUCUUUAUGUCCUUUGGAAUUGGUAAACUCAACAGAAUGUUUGGCAGAAAGUUGGCAUAUUUUAUUGGUGUAGUUAUGGGUAUAGCUGCAUGCAUAUGGAUAAAGAAUGGCGCAGGAAAUUUUUAUUUCCAAUAUGGAAUUUAUGGUGUUUCAAUUUUGAUAGGAGCUGGUGGAUCGAUCGUUUUGGUUACUAGUCUGGGCAUAACUGCUGAUUUGAUUGGUAAUCAAACUUCAAGUGGGGCCUUUGUUUAUGGUAUUAUGAGUUUCACAGAUAAGCUUGCAAAUGGAAUUGCUGUAAUCAUUAUUCAAGACUUACACAAAGCUGAUGGCUCAAACAAAGAUUAUUACCGUGAUAUUUUGACAUACGUAUGUGGUGCUUCCAUGGUGUUAGGUACUUUUGGUAUCAUUUCAUUGAUACACAGGAAUCGGCAAGAAGGUCUUACAAGGAAUGUUCAGGUACGAAAUUACAACAGUAUUAACUCUGAAAUAUCAACCUGUGACAACUCAUCAUAACUCAGCAUCCAACAGAUUAUUUUUACAAGUUUUAUAACGAUAAAUGAAGAUAUGUAUAUUUUGGAUCUUGUGAUAUUUUAAUUGUAUAACGAUAAUGAAUUAUAAAUUUUGAACUUAA